UUCUCGAUAAACUUUGACCGCCGCUUGCUUAGGAUCACCGACGAGCACCGGACCGGGCAGGGAUAACACAGAACCGGGCCCCCGGUUUGACAAGUCGCCCCGUGUCCGUUUUGCCGGUUCGCCUGUUGCUGGGCGAGAGCUUCAGGUGCGGACACCUGGAACGUGUUGCUAUGAAGCGUCCCUGCAACCAAUCAGCCCUGUCGAGCUCUGAGGCGGACCGGUCCGACUUGCCCACGGACGGCGGGGACUGCGGCCAGGCGGCGGUGGCGGACAGGCGGCCGCCUUUGGGGGGCGCUCACAGGCCCAAGAGGGAACGCAAACAGCGCAGCUACACCAUGUGCGACAUUUGCAACAUCCAGCUCAACUCGGCGGCGCAGGCUCAGAUUCACUACAAUGGCAAGUCGCACCAGAAGAGGCUCAAGAAGAACUGUCAUGCAGGCAAGGCGGCAAACAGCAAAGGUACGUCGGGGCAGGGCGGGCCGCUUCUGGCCUCGCUGCCCGUGGCGCGACAGCCGCUGCAGCCUCAGCUGGACCUCAAGCACCUGCUGCCGUUCCGGCUCAACGGGUCCUCGCCUCUCAGCCUCUUCCCCAACUUCAACACGAUGGACCCCGUGCAGAAGGCAGUGAUCAAUCACACCUUUGGCGUCCCGCAGCCCUUCAAGAAGAAGCAGAUCAUCUCCUGCAACAUUUGCCACCUGCGCUUUAACUCCACGAACCAGGCGGAGGCUCACUACAAGGGCCACAAGCACGCACGCAAGCUCAAAGCCAUCGAGGCUCAGAAGAACAGACAGCGGCGGGCCGGCCAGGCCUCGUCCGGCGGGAGGGUGCGGGACAGAGAGCGGGACAAGACUAAGACGUCGGAGGUGGUGGCGCCGCCUUCUGUCGUGGACUCCAGCUCAGAGGAAGCAACAAGACUUCAGUCAGACCUGGAAGCGUCCGCCCUGGACGUCAAGAUGGCGGAGAGUCCCAGGAGCUCAGUCAUGCUGACGCCGGUGUCUGACGUGUCGGCCAGUGAGCUGGCGGCGCUCUCCCCGCCGCAGAUCUCGCUGUCCUCGCGGCUGUCUGAGACGGCUUCUGACUCCGGCAACCCGGAGGCAUCGGAUGUCGCCGAAGUCGUGGAGGUCGGGGACUUGGGCGGCCGGGCGGACAAGUCCGAUGCCGGCGUGGAGGUGCAGGCGGAUGAGGACGGCAAAAAGAGCAAAGCACACCUCCAUUGUCCUGUCUGCAAAGUGACGAUGAACUCCACAUCCCAGCUAGAAGCCCACAACAGCGGUACGAAGCACAAGCUGAUGCUGGAGGGUCAGAGCGUGCUGCCCCGCCGCCGUGGCAAGAUGGCGGCGGCUCGUGCCAACUGUAAGAGCAAGAGGCUGGCUAGCAAAGGCAGCCUGGGCGUGUCCAGCAAGAGCUUUCAGUGCGAAUUGUGCGAGAUCUUUGUCAACUCAGAGAUGCAACUCAGCCAGCACAUGAACAGCAGACGGCACAAGGAUCGAGUGGCUGGAAAACCUCCCAAGCCCAAAUUUACCCCACACAGCAAGAGCCAGCAGACCAGCUUAGCAAGGAUGCGAUGGAGCGGCUGUGCAGGCGCGGCUGUGUCGGCCAUGAAGAAAGCUUUGGGCCAGUACAGGCUCACCUCAAUCUCCUCGCAGACCAAACUGGCCUUGCAGAAGCAGCUGACCAAGAGCUUCACUGCAGGCUUCCUGCCCGGCCCCCUCACGCCGCCCACCCUGUGCACGGUGGCCGCCAACCCGCUGGCGCUGCGCCACCCGUUGGGCGCCGCCUCCGCCGCCUUCAUGCAGACACCCUUCCUGGGGCCUGCGUUUUUCCGGCCCGCGCCGGGGCCUCUGCGGGCCGCGCACACGCCCAUCAUCUUCUCCCCAUACUAAUGCCCCCCUAGGUGUCCCCCCUCUCUGUGUGACCAAACUAUGCAGUCAGCCUGACUUAAGGAAAGAAUGGCAGGACCCCCCCCAACACGCCUUCUUCCCGUUCCAGUAGUCACCAGUGAGGGAGCGGAGGCCGCAUUGAUAGCCAUUACAUGGGUGAGGGGUGCUCGGGGGACAUUACGGCUGUUACCGUGUCGUUUCGUAGACCAGUCUAGCUGUACGUUUAAGGUAAUCUCCCUUUACUUCAGCGCUUUCCAAAGUGUGAGCCAGAGAACCUCAGGAGCUUGACAAAAAAAAAACUAAGAAAAUGUAGAUUCAGCUAUGACUAUCUGGACAAAAGUAUUUCUUAAGCAAGGAUUUCUAAGUAGCAGGUGUGGCCACUUGAGAAAAAUGAGGGGAAAACAGCAACCUUUUUAAAAAUAUGCUACGCUAACCAGUUAGCAUUUAGUUACUUCAGCAGCUUGACAAAAACAAAGAACAUGUAAAUUCAGCUAUGUUGACAAAAGUAUUAGACAGAUGGGGGACUGCAGCAGCUUGAGAAAAACAGCAAAUUUUUUUAAAUGUUAACUUCAGCUUGAACUACUUAGACAAAAGUAUCUGUGAGGCAGAGGAAAAGGGAGAAAAAAAACGUUUCAUUUCUGAAAGGGAGAAAAAAAACGUUUCAUUUCUGCUAAGCUAACUUCAGCUACAACGCCAUACGCACUGUGAGUCACAAGAAUUCAAAGUAGGUGGAGACGCAGGUUGAAAUAAAAGGAUUCUUCUUUUUUAAAUGUUAUAAGCUAACUUUAGCCGCUUUGACGCUAUUGACAGUAAGUAUUUGUGAGGCAGAGGAACCCAAUGGAAGAGGAACAGCAGCUUAAUAAAAAUACUGAAAAAACAAGCUUUGCUUUAAAUGAGCUAAGAUAACUUCAGCUACAGAAGUUUUUGUGAGGCAAGGGACUUCAGCAUCUUGAGAAAAAUCAAGAAGAAGCAUUGAUUUAUUUUUAAAUGUGCUAAGCUAACUUCAGCUACAACUACUUGGACAAAAGUGUCAGUAAGGGAGAACACUUCAAAAGCAAGAUGUCAGGACAGGUUGAGGAAAAAUAAAGGAAAACAGAUUUUUCUUUUUAAAUGGACUAACUUCUGCUAGAACUACAUGGGCGAAAGGAAAUCAGGUAAAGGACUUCAGCAUCUUAAGGAAAAAGCAUUUAUUUAUUUCAGAUUUGCUAAGCUAACCAGCUAUAUGGAGUUAAAGGGGCAUGGGAUGGCAGCUUGAGAAAAAUAGACAUUUUUAAUGAUAUAAUGUUUUUUUUUAAUGUGCAAACGUAACUUUAGCUACAACUAUGUGGACAAAAAUAUAUGUGAGGCAGAAAGAGUAGCUUGGAUAAAAAUAAAGAAAAUCCUUUGUUUUUCAAAAUGUGCUAAGCUAACUGCAGCUUAGCUAACUUUAGCUAAGCUAACUUCAGCCACAACUACAUGGAGAAACCUGUGAGGAGUGUGGCGUUAGUAGCUUAAUUAAAAUAAAGAAAAAUGUAUGUGUUUUAAAUAUACUAAGCUACCUUGAGCUAAGCUAAUUUCAGUUACAACUACAACCUGCUAUUUGCAGGGGACAGGGCCCUGUGAGCAAUUGCCGCCCCUCCACAAAAAUUUUGAAUUGCCACAAGAUGGCAACAAAGCACUACUUUUGUGUUAGUAAGGGCAAUAAGCCUGUCUAAUAGACGCUCCUCACCACAACAUACUCUGGUUGGCACCAAGAAGGUGCCAAAGUACUACUUUUAUAUGAGACAGGGAUUUGGCCUGAGCACAAAAGUUUUACAGGGACUAACGAAUGCAUAGGUGACAAAAAACAGUGUGCCAAUAGGUGAGUGUGCAAAUGGCGAAUAACAAACGUGGGGAACUGUAAACAAAAAAGUACGUAUUUGUGAGACAGGAUUUCAAAGGAGAAGGCAUGGCAGCUUGAGAACAUUUCCCGAACAAAGGACGUUUUUUUAUUUUUUAUUAUUUUUACAUGCUAAGCUAAUUCAUCGGCAAAACGGCUCGUUUUUUAGCUCCUGUGUUUUGUUGAUGGGUUUUUUUUCUCGGAGGAGGCUCACUGUCCCACACUUUGAAAAGUCCUGCUUCACCUGAUGCCCUUUUUUUAAAAUGUCUUACCGAGACAUUCAUAGGUCCACAAGUUGAUACCCCACGUGUCCAUUUGGCACCACCCGAACCACCAGAACACUUCACACGUUGACAAACGGACAACCGACGAAGAGGAGGAGGAGGGUUUGACUGACAGCCGCUGCACAGUGUGUGGGAGGGAACAAAAGCACAGUGUAACCAUAGCAACCACCAAAAAAAAAAGCACCUUAAAAUUGCUUCGUACACACCAACAAACAAAUCAGGUGAUCGCAAAGGUUGACAUUUAUAAGCAAUAGCUUCCAGUUUCCUCACGCCAUGCAGAUCUGUCCGUCAAUCACGAGGCGGGGACUCCUCCUCUCAGUGAUGGACUGAAGCACGUCCUAUGCAUUUCUCUCUCAUUGUGCAAUAUGUAUAGUUGUGUGUGUGUGUGUGUGUGUGUGUGCGUUUGCGUCAUCUGUCGUGACAAAGCCAGUCUCCGCCAUCUCCCGCCUCUCCGUAACAAAAGCAGCCAGCCUCUCUCUGUCUUGUGGAGG
This is a messenger RNA of Phycodurus eques (leafy seadragon), 4513 nucleotides long. RefSeq names its product zinc finger protein 385C (gene znf385c). NCBI's taxonomy places the organism in Eukaryota, Metazoa, Chordata, Actinopteri, Syngnathiformes, Syngnathidae. The coding region runs from base 171 to 1883 and encodes 570 amino acids. Gene Ontology annotation, molecular function: zinc ion binding; nucleic acid binding. The transcript has 10 exons. The record is from RefSeq and is a predicted model, not a curated record. Gene Ontology annotation, cellular component: nucleus.